Molecule: messenger RNA, 3031 nt
Organism: Monodelphis domestica (gray short-tailed opossum)
Lineage: Eukaryota; Metazoa; Chordata; Mammalia; Didelphimorphia; Didelphidae
Gene: KCNE4
Product: potassium voltage-gated channel subfamily E regulatory subunit 4
Biological process (GO): membrane repolarization during action potential; ventricular cardiac muscle cell action potential; potassium ion export across plasma membrane
Cellular component (GO): voltage-gated potassium channel complex; membrane
Molecular function (GO): voltage-gated potassium channel activity involved in ventricular cardiac muscle cell action potential repolarization; delayed rectifier potassium channel activity; potassium channel regulator activity
Source: RefSeq, a predicted model, not a curated record
GUUGAGUUCAGUGAGUUGAACUGCAGCAUUUCUGAGUUCAUCCGUUCACUCCAACCUCACCAACUUCUGUUGUAAACUUUCCCUCCAGGACACGUGACAAUGCAUUUCUUGAAUAUAUAUCCCAGCUGCAGGAGCGCAAAGCUUUCAGAACGCCCGGCAUUUGGGAGAGAGAUUUCUGGUGGACCUUGUGCUAGAAGGAAUCCAGGAUUGCACUUGGAUUUCCCCACCCCCGUCUCUUAGGAGCCAGGUUGUAAAAGCACGACUUUGAUACCCAGGAUGGGUGAUGCAGUUGCUAACACUUCCUUGCCCGAAACAUCCAGCUCCCCACCCCAGCCCCAGGCCUCGGCCAGUAUAGGCGGGAGUGGUAGCGAGUACUUUUAUGUCCUGGUUGUCAUGUCCUUCUACGGCAUCUUCUUGAUUGGAAUCAUGCUGGGCUACAUGAAAUCAAAAAGGAGGGAGAAAAAAUCCAACCUGCUUCUUCUCUACAAGGAUGAAGAGAGGCUCUGGGGGGAAGCCAUGAAGCCUCUCCCCAUCGUGUCGGGGCUGAGGUCAACCCAGGUGCCCAUGAUGUUGAACAUCCUUCAGGAGAGCAUGGGGCCGGCUCUCUCCUGCACCAUCUGCUCCAUGGAGGCGGGCAGCGUGAGCUCCGAAUCAUCUUCACCUGAUGUGCAUUUCACCAUCCAGGAGGAAGUGCCCGAUGAUGAGCUGGGAGAGACCUCAGAGACACCCCUCAACGAAAGCAGCGAGGGGUCUUCGGAGAACAUCCCCCAGAAUUCCUAGCACCCCAGGUGACCUCCAGAGGUGGCCCUGUUAGCCAGCACACUUAGCAAGAGGACGGAGAUAUGCCCAGUGUCGGAUCCGACGUCUUCCGUGCAGCUGCCGCUUUAGACAGACUCAUGCCUGGUCCCUGCCAUCGGUGCCAGGGCAGUGGCUCAUCCUGAGGUGGCAGGAUCAAGGAGUCCAAUGAUGUGCUUGUGACCUGGACUUGGCAUUGAAAAAGUCCUGCCAAGAGCUACAGUUUGUAUAUUUAAUUUCCGUGCCUCGGUUGCACCUGAUCAGAGCAUGGUACAGUGACAUUUCUCUUAGUUCCCCGGAUGCUUGUCAUAGUUGUUACAUCAUCUGCCCUCGCCCCAGUGCUGUAGGAUGCCUGGAAGGGACCUCCGAGGUCCUGGCUCUAGACUCUUCUUUGAUGGAAGAGAAAACUGAGGCUGGGAAAAGCUAAAUGGCAUCACCUAAAAUCAAAAGGUACUAAGUGGACAAGCUGGGAUUGGUAUUGACUCUCCCCAGCCCUCUUUCCCCUGCCUGUCCGGACAGUGGCAAGAAAGUGCUUAAUAUCAGGGAAUCCCUGAUCCCCCUCGAGCUCUGGCCUCCCUGAUGACUCUCAGCUCACAGACCAGGGCAGCCUUCUUGCAAAGCCCUUGGCAGGUUAGGAAGACAAGUCUGGCAAGCCAAGUUUGACAGUGAAAGGUGAUCAUUUGAACCCGAUGGUCGCAUCACGUGUACUGUAAGAACUCUUUAACUACUUAAAAAUAUUGGAGACCAUUGAAAUGAUUGACCAUCUGGGUCCGGACGUGCCACCUCUGGCCUUUUGAUAUCGGUCUCUGCUUUGGGGGAUUAGCUCCUUGCAGGUAGGUAGAACCCAUCCAGGGAUCCUUCCUUUCCCCUCCAACUGGAGGUCUGGCUGGAGAACUGUUCCCAACGCCCAGAUGUCGUGGUGUGUUGUUCCGGCUGUCACCGUGGAGGCCAGAGCAUUGGGGUCGGCACCCCUUUCCUUUCCUAGCCAGCUUUCACUGCAUGACAGACGUAAUAGGGGCCUUCUACAUGUGGUUCUUUAUCACGUAGCUGGGAGCAGGAAGGGCAUUCUCACACGGAGAUCCGGGGAAUGGGGGGCCAAAUCCCGUGGCCUCUGGUUCCUGGUUCUACCACUCGUUUGCUGUGUGGUCCUGGGCAUUGGCCCAAAGCCUCCAUGUCCUCAUUUGGCAAAUGAGUUUCAUAAUGAUACUUACUCCCCAGAGAUGUGGGGGAGGAUGUCUGUAGAUUUUUAAGGCUCUGCAAUAAAUACUUCCCUGCCUGGGGUGAAGGAGGCUUUGGGGAGUACAAAAUAUUCUUCCCAUAGUUAGUGUUGGGCUUAGGGGUGUGGAUAAAGGAGUAGAUGGAGACUCAGGCUCCUGGUGCCCAGGGGAACUCGGUUUUCCCAGGAAGGAAUCUAGGAGACUGACAACUCUUUGGUCUGGAAAGCGUCCUGAGAUUCCCUGGGAAUGGGGUAUGCAGAAUGCUGGGAGGCUAAUAUUUGGAUGAAUUUGCCAGUGUCUCAAGCAAAAGGAAUUGGAAGUUUCAAAGAAUGAUGCCCAGUAAUGCUUUCCCAAAUGCCUUCACGUAUUCCUCUAUUAAAAUAGCUUUGUGAUGGGUCCUUUUUGACUCUCAGAGCCUAGAAGAAAGGGAGGACAUUUGAGACACAGAGUAAGAAAGGGGAAAAAUGAACAGAAGGGAGAUCACUUUCUUACAGCUGCGUUGUUUGUAGAGGAGGGAGGGGGUUGUAGGAAAGGAAGAAGGGGUAGCAGGAAGGAGCCCGGAUGAGUGGGAUGGAGGAAGGAGGCUGCAGAAAACUCUACUCCCUGUGCAAGGGUUAACAGCUUGAAAGUUGGGUCAUCACUCUGCUAUAUCAGAAAGACACAAGAAAUUUAUGUUUGGGAGGAGGAAAAAAAGGACCCUUUCGGUCACUUAAAAUGCAAAGGGUAGAUUUACUCCAAAGGGGGCUGUUUUAGUUUGAAAGAAGCCAAGUUAAGUUUGGCCCCUUGCCUGGAAUCACUUGAAUUCUGAAACUUUACUGAGAUCGACAGACUUGUGACUUGUCACAUUUUCCAUUACUUGCUUCAUCCCUGAGGUUUGGUGCAAGUUAUCUGUGCCUAUGAAACAGACAUGGUGUACAUAUUGACGAUUGUACUGAGUUGUAUAGAAUUGUCUCUUGUAUUUAACAGUUUGUAUUUUUCACAAAAUUUUUAUUUAACUAAAUAAACACAUUUCCCUCUGA